This is a messenger RNA of Plasmopara halstedii, 786 nucleotides long. Its product is annotated as pectate lyase. The record is from RefSeq and is a predicted model, not a curated record. Gene Ontology annotation, biological process: pectin catabolic process. Gene Ontology annotation, molecular function: pectate lyase activity. Gene Ontology annotation, cellular component: extracellular region. The coding region runs from base 1 to 786 and encodes 261 amino acids. The transcript has a single exon. NCBI's taxonomy places the organism in Eukaryota, Oomycota, Peronosporomycetes, Peronosporales, Peronosporaceae.
AUGGUGCAUGUCAUUGCUACCUUCACUAUCGCUCUUGCCUCCGUGACAACUUUCACAUCGGGUGCCUCCAUGCGUUCAGAGGCCGUCGCAAUGCCGGAUGGAUCUUGGCCCGCGAGCAAAGGCACGGUAUACUUCAAGGAGCCGUACAGGGUGAAAAAGGGUCAAACGUUCGACGGUGGUAUGAAGACGUACGCGCGAACGGAUAUCAAAUGUGCUGGUCAGCAGGAGAGCGGGUGGGAGACAGCUGUCUUCAUGGUCGAGCCUGGUGCUACGCUCAAAAAUGUGAUCAUCGGCAAAGAUCAAAUGGAAGGUGUACAUUGUGAUCAGAGCGAUUGUACGAUCCAGAAUGUUUGGUGGAAUGAUGUAUGUGAGGAUGCGCUGAGUAUCAAGGGCGGUACAACUAGUAGCGUGACCAAAGUGAUUGGCGGUGGCGCACGUUCGGCUGAUGACAAGGUCAUUCAACACAACGGUUUGGGAACGGUCAUAAUUGAAGGAUUCUAUGCUCAAAAUUUCGGCAAACUCUACCGCUCGUGUGGUACGUGUGGCGAUAAAUCUCGCACGGUGAGCCUCACGAAUAUUCUGGCCGUAGAUGGCAAAGUGAGCGUCGCGACAGUCAAUAAGAAUUAUGGCGACAAGGCGACGCUACAAAACAUCAAAAUUAAGGGUAAGAAGGUCGACGUGUGCCAGUGGUCACAAGGCACGACAUCAGGGGAGCCGAAAAUAUUAGGCGCUGGUCCGUCGGGCACGCUUUGUCAGUAUUCCCCUAGUACCGUAUCGUACGUGUAA